Messenger RNA from Hyaloperonospora brassicae, 1266 nucleotides. Lineage: Eukaryota; Oomycota; Peronosporomycetes; Peronosporales; Peronosporaceae. The record is from the annotation of a GenBank genome assembly.
AUGUCGUUCGCCCUCCUCGAAGACGACGAUGAGGUGUUCUCAGCGGUUCUCGCGCUGCUCGACGAGUCGAUAACGGCACCUGAAGCGUCAACAUCUUCGACCGCAUCGUCAGCUCCCGAUCCGGUAGUCGUUCAUUGUAUGUCUUCUCCGCUCACGACGCGGGCCGCCUUUGAUGCUGCGCGUCCCGUGACGUACAACUCGAGCAGACAUCGCAACGGCGCACGCGAAUUGCGUCGUCAGGAGGUGCAGUUCCUACGUACAAAGGUCACGGAGCUGGAGACGCAGCUCCGUGCACUGCAACAAGCGGCACAAGAGCGGGCGCAGGUCACCCAAGUUCAAGUGGGGCGAAACGACGGGGAGGUGUCGUCAGUUUUGAUCAAUGUAUGGAAAGACCUGGCAACGCGGCAAUUGGACCAACGGCUGGCCUCGGAGCGGGAACAUAGACGGCUCAAGAGUGCAGUGGCCGACCAGAAGACCUUGCGUCAGAUGCUGCAACGAGCAUUGAACACAAGAGUGGCACGACGUGUGAUCGAUGCUAGUUUGCUGCAAGAGAAACGAUCCAGACGCGUGCACAACGUGGCGUUAGAAUCCGCGGACCAGGAGCUGUUCGCAGAAUUGAGAGCUGGCGUGGAUUUAGUGUACCACGAAGCAGCAACAGUCUUUUUCCAAGUGGGCGCUGGAGAUGUGUCGUCUCCGGGCGUGUUUGGCGAGAAGACGCUGCCAUUUGAUCUAUGCACGACGGCAGAUGCUGCAUGGAGGUGUUUAGCACACUCGUUUCACCAUGAAAAGUGUACGUUUUCGUUCAGCAGAGGAAACGAUUGGAGCGAAUUGGCCCAUGACACGACUGUCGGGGAAAGCUUUGGUGUGGAAAUUACAGUUGCGGAAAAGACGGCAGACUUUCGAAUCAAGCAAGUAUUUCGACGAUAUGUGGAGUCAGAUCGCAGCGUGAUUGCGUGGAGGUCGUACAUUGACCCAGCAAAGUUUAGAGACCAGAAAAUCGAGGGCGUUCGCUUUCAGGAAAAAGGAUCGAUCGAAAUUCGCAAGUUGUCGACAUUACAGCCUCCUGGUACCGAGUUCACGCGAUUAUGUACCUGGCAUAUCAUCACACCGGAGACGCUAACUAGCACGGAAAGGUCUCCGCUUCAGUUUGUACAGGAACUCACAAACUUUGUGCUAGGCGGAUCAUCGUCUGCGGGCACUGUCCAGAUGAUUGAGAACAUGCUGAUGGAGCAGUCUAGAAGUAGGAGUACUAGUUGCGUUGUAUAA